Molecule: messenger RNA, 9754 nt
Organism: Chara braunii
Lineage: Eukaryota; Viridiplantae; Streptophyta; Charophyceae; Charales; Characeae
Source: the annotation of a GenBank genome assembly
GGGAUGAUAUGCUUGUUUCCCAAAACCGAAAUAACAGUUCGCUGCAUUAGCGACGAGACACAUUGACACCUUCCGGUCGCAGGUUCCUUGCAUCGGCAACUCCGAUGAUGUAGUAGCGUGCGAUUGCAGUGCAGCGGAACGGAGCCCUUGGCCUCGCCACAGAGCAUUAUGGCAUUCCGCUGCUCUUGCUCCUGUUGAUCGCAAAGCGUGCGAGCGGUGCAUCAUGCAAGGAGCGGUGGUGGCCAGCACUCGUAGGUCCUCGCAGGAAUCAAGAUCGUAUCUUCUCGCAACGACUACCUAUCGAUACCAUUCCUUGCAAGCACUGAGGUGGUGGUGGUGGUGGUCGUGGUUGGAACGAUUGUUGGGAUUUCUAAAUCCAUCAUAGAAUGUACCCAACCAGGUCCAAAUCCUCGUCUAUCUGCCAUUUGCUCUCUAUAUACUUUUAUACACUAUAGAAGAGGGGCUAUUUUCAGAGUCCCAGAACUCUGCCUCUGAGGACCGGUCUUGGAGACACGUGUCAACUGCUGGAAUCGUGUGCCCGAUCGCCGCCUGUGCGCUCUCUUGCCGUACCGGAAGUGACCUGCGACAGGCCAUAGACAGUUUAUCAUCGAGUCUUCAACGAUAUAAAUCAUAUAAUGUCCUUCUUUCUUAGCUAAUCAUUAAUCAGUUGAUUGGUCGAUCAGAUCCUGUUCAAUUUUCAGAUCCGUCCAACUCGUACGCCUCUACCUGUAGCCGGCUCUUCGCGGUGGGUCGUUCGGUCCUUAGGUCGGGCGAUCGAAACCAUCUACGUUGAACAAUUGGACAGGUCGAAGUGAAUAUUCCGUUUCUUUGUUUUGAGUACCUGGUUCCUGUGAGUCACUGAAGGUAAUUGGUUGGAUUUUGGAUUGAUCGGUUGAGAACGGAACGGCCAGAAAGCUGUGUGCGCGCGGAUUCGUAUAUUUCCUCUUUGCUGCUGUGGAGUUCUCCUUCUAAAUUAGCGGUCUUAUUUAGCACGAUAGGGUCUAUCUUGCCGCCUUUCUCCCGCUAUUGCCACCGUUCUCCGCAUCUGGCGAUCCGUAUCACCACGGCCAUCGCCAUCGCCUCGCUGUCGCUGUGCAUUCUUUUGUGACUUAGUCUCGUGGUAUCGGCUUUCGGCAUCGCAGCUCCCCUGCCUCCUAACCGAACCACCUACUUUUGCUUUGCUCUCCAUCGGGGUCUCCCUUAUCUUUCCCUGCUCGAUAUCCUGUCGGCUAUCACUUAGGCAUCCUUCCCUUCUCGCCAUAAGGACUUAUGUGUCUCUCUGCCUAGGGUGUGCGUCUUCAUCAGUGUGUGCGCCUUCAUCAGAGUGAAAUACGUAUAUCCAAUCUCAGCCACGACCAGCUGUGUAACGAGGUCCAAACUUAACAAAUCUCAGCCACUACCAGCUGUUUAGCGAAGUCGAAACUUAACAUUGUACGUGCUUUACAGCUUCUCGCUUAUUGACGCUGUCCAAUCCGAAAUUCAAUCUGCCGCUUAUCCGGCUUCAUAUCGUCUCGCCUUCCUCUCCGCACUUCUCUCUCUCUCUCUCUCUCUCUCUCUCUCUCUCUCUCUCUCUCUCUCUGUGGGUGCUUUCGCCUCUUCUUCCGCGUCAUCAGCGCUGUCCUCGUCGACAUCCGAUUUGUCAGCGGUAGCGCUACGUGUCCUUUUCCCCUCUGUACUAUCCUCCCAGCCACUCCUCCAGCUUUCACCCUCUCUUGGACCCUCCGCCGUUUGUUAUCCAGCGCGUCGGAAUUUGUAGGGGCAGAAGUAAAUUGGGUGAAAAUGUGUCGGUUGAUGGCAUAUCUGGGGUCACCAUGCCUGUUGGCGGAUCUGGUGACGAAACCAUCUCGCUCGCUGACGCGGCAGUCUUACGAUGCGAAGGAGAGAUUGACGGGCCAUGGUUACUUGAAUGGGGACGGUUUUGGGGUUGGUUGGUACACACCGGAGACGCAUUCGAGGGGAGACCCCACUCCCUGCGUGUUCACCAGCAUUCAACCGGCGUGGAACAAUGGGAAUCUUGAGAGAUUGGCCAAGAAGAUCGUCUCGCCGCUCAUUUUCGCCCACGUGCGGGCGGCAUAUCCAGGGAUACCAGUCAGCGAUUCCAACUGCCAGCCUUUCGUGUGCGGUCGAUAUAUGUGGAUGCACAACGGCACAGUUGGGGGGUUUCUCAACGUGAGACGGAAACUGCUGAACCGACUUCGCGAUGAUGUGUACGAUGAAUGUCCCAGUUUCGAAUCGGACUCGGGGAUCAGCUUCGCCAUAUUCCUCAAUCAGAUCGAGAAUCCAAUGGUGGAGCUUCCUCCUGAUGAGCUGGCUGCCAAACUCCAGGCCACGAUUAACGAGAUCCAAGCGGUGUGUGCUGAGGGAGGUUGCGCCGAGGAAGAGAGUUUGCUGAACUUCGUCGUCUCCGAUGGCAACACUGUGGUCGCCUCUCGCUACUGCAACGUCCCUGGAGAGCACGGCGCUUCUCUGUAUUAUGCGUCGGGAUCGCAUUUCGUCAGUGUGGAGCCGGACAGUAACAACUAUUUCGUGAAGCACGAGGAAAAAAGACCUCUCCUCGGUAUUGUCGCUUCGGAGCCUCUCACCGAUGACAGCGCGGACUGGCUGAGAGUGCCACGCAACAGCAUGGUCGUGAUGACGCGGAUGAAGGGUGAGUUCGUGGACGUCAUCGUCGUACCGAUCAAUGCGCCACCCCCGGUGGCAAAGGACGUCUCCCGGUGCUUUAAGGCUCUGGAGAACGGCGGCGUGGCGACUGUGUUGCAGGGAGGCGAGGGGCCCGGAAUGUGGAAGAGCGAAGUCUUGGACGGUGUGCGGGUGGUAGAGGAGGCUCGUCAUGCCUUCAGCGCUCACGGACGGGCUGUGAUGGCAGUUGCGUGCGACGGAAGUCGUCUCUGGGCCGGCCUGCAAGAUGGCGCCAUCAAGGUUUUCGACAUGACCGAAUUCCGUUGCGUGCACACCUUGGUCGGCCAUAGCCAGACCGUGCUUGCGCUGAAAAUUCACGGAAAGCAACUGUACAGUUUGUCAACGAAGAUCGUGAAGGUGUGGGAUACGCUGACGUACGAGUUGUUGUCAACGAUCCGUUACUCGGACGGCGACGUGUUCGCGCUGGGGCUGGCCGACGGCCAAUCCGUUCGAGGUCCAGCGGAGAUGCCGGUCUUGCGGUGCUAUCGACCUAGCUGCCAACAGGCGGCGCCGACGAGGGAGCACGAUUCCUUUAGCGAGAAAUUCGCGUCGCCCGCGAGUGGAGCGGCAAUGGGAGGGGUAGAGAAGGCCGUCAAUGGAGAAAAUGGGGCGUACUCAAGGGGCAACGGGCCCAGUUCCAAAGGCGCGAGCACACCCCGCGAAGCCGAGGGGGCUGGGGGGGGGGUAACGACGACCGGGAGGGGCCGCAUGGGACGCAUGCAAGGGAUGUCAACGGCAGCAGGAGGGGAGCGGCUCCCUACUCCUCCAUGUCAGAUGAGAGGAGGGGUAGGUGGAUGCGUUGCGCGAAACGCCGCCGCCGUUGCGCCAGGGGCAUCCAGCAGCAGGGGGGGGGAAGGUGGAGUAGACGAACGGCUGCUCGCUCGCCGAGGACUCGCGAGUGACAUGCGGGUGGGAAUGGACAUGGCCGGAGACCUUGAAAAGGAGGUGGAGGAGUAUGACGAUGCCAGUGAUGUGGAAUUUCAGUCUCCGUGCGGGGGUGAAGCAAAUGCAUGGAUGGAGGGGGAAACGGGCAGGGAGGAGGACGUUCCUGCUGGGCCUUUCGGCGGAACCGAUCAUUCCUCUUCAAAUACUAAUUAUAGGCGCUUGCUUCUGGCCAAUGGAUCGCUAAUACCUGACGGUGGGGAUUAUUUUGGCGAUGGCAAGGUCGCCAACGGGCAGACGAUCGGCUAUUGCUACGAGGGGGAUGUAGGGCCGGGAACAGGAACGGGGAUGAAAAGAUCAGGAAGCUUUCCGGGGACACCGGUGCCUGGGGGAGCAAUUGGUAGUACUGGUGGUGGUGGUGGUGGUGGUGGUGGUUUGCCUGUACAACAUGAGGCCGUACCGGUUGUGUCCAAGUCAACGUCGCUGACUCUGCCGCUCACAGACGGGACAAGGAUGGGCCAUUGCAGCCGUGUAUUCGCCAUGGCCGUUUGUGGUGUGCACCUUUGCAGCGGUGCGGGAGACAGCUUUGUCAAGGUUUGGAGUCUCAACACGGGCUGCUUGGUAGCAACCUUGUAUGGUCAUCGGGGUGCUGUUAUGGCGUUGGCUGGUACGAUGAGUGCUCCAGGCAAUUGGCGUCUUUUGAGUGGUUCAAGGGACAACACUAUCAGGGUGUGGAAUCUAGGAACCCUGACGUGCAUAACGACAAUCACUGGCCAUACAAGCGACAUUUUGGGGUUGGAAGUGGGUUACAGGGGUGAGUUCUACAGUCUUUCUGCAGACCACACCAUCAGAAUGUGGUGUUUGGACACCUAUGAAUGCCUCCAAGUGUUUGUGGAGGAAAGCAUGAAUCUCCUUUCGUUGGCAUGCACUGCUAACGGGAUUGUGAGUGGAACUCGUGAUGGUAUGAUUUUGGUUUGGGAUGUAGAGACAAGCAAUACACCUGAAGGAAAGCGUGAGAGUGAGCCUGCAUCCCCUAGGCAAUUCAAAUGCCCCUUGUCAAAGGAUUUGACGGCUCAUCAGGAACAUAGAGUGAUGCAGGAGGCGCUUCGCAAGUUUGUGAGGUUUCGCACAGUUAGCAGUGAUAAAUCGACAACAGGUUGUGACCAGAUCUGGCGUUGUGCCAAUUUUCUGGCAGAGUUUCUGCAGGAUCUAGGAGCAGAGGCGAAGCUGAUUGUGCCUCAGGAAGGAACAAGCCCAGUGGUUCUCGGAAAGCUAAUGGGGGACCGAAACAAUCCGACAUUGACUUUCUGCGGCCACUACGACACAACUGAUGCCCGGAAAGAGGACUGGAGUACAGAUCCAUUUGACCUGCUUGCUGUUGAUGGGUAUCUGUAUGGUCGUGGCGUGUCUGACACAAAAGGGCCAAUCAUUACUAUGCUCUUUGCAGUCAGGGACUUGAUUUCUAGAGGGGAAUUGAAGAUCAAUGCUAAUUUCAUCUUUGACGGAACAGAUGAGAAUGGCAGCGUGGGUUUUAAGAAGGUUGUGCAAGAUAACCAGGUCUGGUUCGAAGGAACGGAUUUGAUUCUCACCUCAAGUGGUGCAUGGUUCAGUGACAGCACUCCAUGCCUAAUCUAUGGAACACGAGGUCGAAUCUGCUUGCGUAUUGAGGUCACAGGGCCUGAAAAGGAUCUGCAUACGGGAUCAGAUGGUGGAGCCUUCAGUGAGCCUAUGAAUGACCUGUUGAGCGUUCUUGUUAACCUUGUGGACACUCACAACAUGAUUCUUGUUCCUGGCUUCUAUGAGGAUGUGAAACGACUUACUCCGGAGGAGACCAAGUUUUAUGAGGCGCUCGAUUCCAAAAUGGAGGACUACAAUCUUGAGUACAAGGCAGCCAAGGGAUUGAAAGCUUUGACGGCAAGGACAGGCAGAGAACUCUUGAUGAACAGAUCGCGGCUUCCGUCUCUAAGUAUUACUGGAAUCGACAGCUUCGGCGAAGGCUGGUCUCGAAUCCCAAAGUGUGCAUCAGCAAGGGUUGUCAUUCGGCAUGUACCUAAUCAGGAUGCUCACGGGCUCAUCGAGAAGCUCAAGUCGCAUGUUCUUCACGAGUUUGCGAAGCUGAGGUCUCUUGGAAACAAGAUUGAGGUUCAUCAAAUACAUCUUGGGGACUGGUGGUUGGCUGAUCCACAGAAUCCCUACUAUCGCACAGCGGAGAAGUGCAUUGAGAGGCAGUGGGGAGUCCAGCCGAUGUAUGUGUGUGAGGGAAGCACCAUCCCGGUGGUAUCGUUCUUGGAGAAGACACUUGGCGCUCCUGCUCUUCAUCUCCCCAUAUGUCAGGCAACUGGCCAUUUGGCAGAUCUGAACGAACGACUUCGCUGGACCAAUUUUGUCAAAGGGAAGGAGGUUAUGAAGGACCUGUUCGCUGUUCUAGGCAGGUCCCCAAAGCCCUUCGGACAGCAUUAUCAGGCAUGAGCGGCCUCACUUCAACACCAACAGGGCGGUGAGAGUUUUGCAAGAUUGUGUGUGUGUGUGUGUGUGUGUGUGUGUGUGUGUGUGUGUGUGUGUGUGUGUGUGUGUACACAAGCAAGAGAACAAACUGAGACAACAGACUGAGACGAUAAGAGGGCAGAUAUUGGAAGGAGGGAAGGAAGAUGAACGUGUGAGGUCUAGACCUGGUUUUGCACCAACUCAAAUGCAUUCAUUUUGCUACAUGAGCUGAAAUUUUGAUCACUUUAGAUGACAUCUGCGGAGAAAUCUCCGACUUAUAGAGUUAUUGUGACUUUUUUCGAUACGGGGUUACCAAACGUGUAGCCGGCAAGCACUUUGCCAUCUGGCAAAAGCACCACAUCCAAGGGGUUUGGAAGAACAACUUCAACCUAAGCUGACGGGGAGACGUGCAAUUAGUGUGGGUGAUUGAUCUCCCUCUCUGCUCACGACAGACUUGCUCUCCACGUACAGUAUUCGACGUCGCUGUAUGAGGGAGAUGGUGGUUCCUUUCCGAAAGGCGGAUGUGUCAGUCGUAAUGAGAAUGAUUGAGAAAUGGAGGUGUUGUUCGAUGCUGCGAAGAAGGAAGGACCGUUCUGCUCUCUGAGCUCAAUAAUAUAGACUCGUUCUCCUCCAGGUGCGGAUUCCGUCGCAGAAAGCGAUUGUCUGAGUAAUCAGAAUGGCUACUGAGGAAGGAAAGUGUCGUUUCCUGUGAUUAAUAUUUGCAGUUUGUUCCGCUGUUGGUGCGCCUUUAUACUUCUUUCACUAGGAAUUUGGAGGAGUAGAGGGAUGUCCACCAUGUCAUCCUUUUCGACACCUCAUGGCUGUUGCAUUGCUGACUGUGCAUGAGGCAGCAGGGAGGGUGAUCGAAUCUCUGUUUAUCAGUGCCAGUGUCAUUUGGAGUCCAGGUUGGCAUUGUGAGCUGUCCUUGUUUGUUGUAAUCUCAGAGCGGCGCUCAGGAAGUUGGACUGCAACAUGCCAUAGCGUCAGUCUGCCGUCCACAAUGACACUGGCCUUGGCGUGUUUCUCUGAGAAUGUUCCCGUGUCAGAGGUGAACUCGGUAGUUUCUGUCACAAUAUCGCUGUGUCAACUUCGCUGUGCAGACUGCCGAUGUGAUGGGCGAGAUGCACGUUUGUCAUUGUCACAGACCGGUCAGGUUUGCACUCUGUCACACUAUCAGUUUUGUAGGCUAUUCAUGAGUUUUGUCGUUUUUUUUUGUAGGCUAUGCGCAAGUUUUGUAGGCUAUUUUCCUCCAUGCCAGUUUUGUAGGCUGUGGAUAAGUUUUGUUAACAGUCCCAACAUGCAGGAAGUUGUCUGCUAUCUAUUCUGUCAGGCGCUGCGUUUUUUUGGUUACCUUUUCCCUGAGUUUCGGGUCCUUGCCUGCCCUUUGUUUCCAAUCUUCGCUACCUGCUACUGAUUUCCAGAGAAGCCACUGCAUGGGGUGCAGGAUUUUCUGAUAUCUAUUCUCUUAGGUGCUGCAUUCUCCCUCCCUCACCCACCCACCCCGGCCCCCUGAAUUGCGGGUGCUUGCCUGCCCUUUGUUUCUCAUCUUCACUACCCGCUGCCUUACCAUCUUCACUACCCGCUACCUGCCCAUCGUCGAUACCCGAUACCAAUUUCUGCACGCAAUGCAGGAUUUUCUGCUACUUAUUCACUUAGGUGUCGCGCUUUGUUUUGUUUUGUCUUUCCCCCGUGAACUCCGGGUCCUUGCCUGCCCUUUGUUUCCCAUCUUCGCUACUUGCUAGGCUGCUACUGAUUUUUAGAGAACCCACUGCAUGCGACACGAGACCUUGCUUGGUGUGAUGCCGAGCUGGAGCUAGAUGCGGAGCUAGAGAUGCAUGAGACGAUAAGAGCCGCACAUAGAGGAAGAAUGGGAAGGAAUUGAAUAUGUCGAGAUCCGGACGUGGUUUUGCACCGACUAAAAUGCAUUCAUUCAUUUUGCUACAUCAGCUGAGUUUUUAAUCACUUUACCUGACAUCCGUGGAGAACCGCUGAAACGCGAAUGGGUUCCGGAAAAGGUUCUCCUGAUCUUCGAUUUAUUGAGAGACUUAUUGUGAUGUACUGCAAUUGAGUUGUUUUGAUCCAGUUUACCAAAUGUAGCAAGAAGCCUGCAAGCACUCCCAUCUUUGCUACCUGCCACUGAUUUCCAGGGAAGCCACUGCAUGCGACAGUGCGGGAUUCUGCUUGGUGUUAUGCGGAGGAGCUGGAGCUAAGAUCGUCUGGUCAGUAAUCUGCAAUUGGGAAUACGGGAACAGUCUACGAAUCGACAAGGAAGUUGCAGCGAUCCAUCAUUUAUGGUAUGAGGAUUACGACCAGCGGAAAUUCUCCACAACUCCCUCCCCCCUAUUGCCAUUCCAUGCUCUUCCCGCCGUUGUGCCGUCGCACUGCCGGCAAAGAAGACUUGUCGCCAAAGAGUUUGCAGUGUGAGGCCCUUGCGGUGAAAAAUGCCUAACGCAGGUUGCAAUGAAGAAAGAGUGUGAAGGGUUGUAUGUCUGUGUGCGUGUGAAGUGUUGUGUGUCUGUCUGUGUGUGUGUGAAGUGUUGUGUGUCUGUCUGUGUGUGUGCAUUGGGUAAUCCCUGUUCUCCUUUUGCAUCCCACACCCUACUCACCCUGCUGCUAUCACACUUCCACCACCAAAGAGUCUCACAGUGUGAGGCCUCGUGCGGAAAGUGCCUCGCGCAGGUUACAAUUGAGAAAGGGUGCGGAGUGCUGUAUUUGUAUAUGAGGUGCAUAUAUACAUGAGUGCACGCACUGGACUUUGUCAGGAAAAUUAGGGGCUUGGCCCUUUCUGCAUCACCCGGUUCUCAUUCAUUGUGAAUAAACCACCAGUUCACGCGAGCCUAAGGUGAGCUGUUACCGGUGUGUAUACAGCAAGAGGUUUUUCGAUUCGGGCCCAGCGAGAGGUUUUUCGAUUCGGGCCUUGGCCGAUCAUGAAGGCGCGGAAGGCUACUGCUAUGAAAAGUCCCAGUCGGAGAUUCGCACGGAAGAUUCCACACUCCUGUGGGGGAAGAAUCUCACGGUCUUUUCGUUUUCCCGUAGCUCUCUCUUGCUUCGUAGAAGAGGCCUAGGGCUUGUUUGCACUUUUGCCAAAGCCAUAGGGAACGCAAUGAAUCUCGAGUAUAUACUAACACUCGGGUUUUCCGAGACUCUGUCCAAAAAGCCAUUUUUAAAUAAUGCAUGCGACACUGUAUCGUCGUCGUCAGAAAAGAGGAUUAGUCGUCUUUGAGAAUUCGUUGCACAAGACUUUCUUUGUUACGAAGAGGGUGUGGUGCUUGCUUGGUGUCAGUGUAUGUGUGCACGAUUGGCACCAGAGCUGCCGAGUGAUUUCUACUGAUGGGUGGAAUGAAGUGAGUUUUUUGUAGAUGGAGAUCACAAGCUCUUGGUGGUGAGUUGGGCUUUUUUUUUUGUUUUGGUGUUCUUGUAGAAACAUGAAAUUGGGGGUAAAUGGUGAGCAGUUACUACUGUUAGCAGUUUUCCCAAGGACUAAGUCCCCAGAUACACUGGUGUCUGUAUCAGGUGGGACGGGGUUCCGAUAUAUAGCUGAAAUAUGUCUUUGGGCUGUACGAAGCGGAACAAGAUACUGAUAUAAGGAGGGAAACUGGAGGAGGUGUUAGCUGUGAAUCAUGCCCUCUAGCCUAACAAAUGGUGAGAGAGAUAAGAGAGCCAUGGAGCAUUUGUCAGGCACCAUGCCAAGACAUUUUGGAAUACCAGA